UGCCGCACGGAGGCCGAACCCGGAAGUUCCGGGCCGAGGUUCCGGAGCCAGCGAGUCCUAGUAGAUGCGGUGUGGAAUCUGGGGACAUGGCUCUGCCCGGCCCGGCGCUCUGCCUCUUCGACGUGGACGGGACCCUGACGGCUCCGCGGCAGAAAAUUACCAAAGAAAUGGAUGACUUUCUUCAAAAAUUGAGGCAGAAGGUCAAAAUUGGAGUCGUAGGCGGCUCGGACUUUGAGAAGGUGCAGGAGCAGCUGGGAAAUGAUGUGGUCAAAAAAUACGAUUAUGUGUUUCCAGAAAAUGGCUUGGUAGCAUACAAAGAUGGGAAACUCUUGUGUAAACAGAAUAUUCAAGGUCAGCUGGGUGAGGCCCUAAUCCAAGAUUUAAUCAACUACUGUCUGAGCUACAUUGCGAAAAUUAAACUCCCAAAGAAGAGGGGGACGUUCAUUGAAUUCCGAAAUGGGAUGUUAAAUGUGUCCCCUAUUGGAAGAAGCUGCAGCCAAGAGGAACGGAUUGAGUUCUACGAACUGGAUAAAAAAGAAAAUAUACGACAACAAUUUGUAGCGGAUCUGCGGAAAGAGUUUGCAGGGAAAGGCCUCACGUUUUCUAUAGGAGGCCAGAUCAGCAUUGAUGUCUUCCCUGAUGGAUGGGACAAGAGGUAUUGCCUGGGACAUGUGGAAAAUGAUGGCUAUCAGACCAUUUAUUUCUUUGGAGACAAAACCAUGCCAGGUGGCAAUGACCAUGAGAUCUUCACAGACCCCAGGACCACGGGCUACACUGUGACGACACCCGAGGACACCUGCAGGAUCUGUAAAGAGCUCUUCUCCUGAUGUCCCCUCAUGGGACUAGGAGGGAGGCCCUGCUGACAAGCCUGAAAGGGUCCUUUUGUGGCCAACCCAGAUCCCACCCGCACAUGCCCACAGGACAUUUAUAACCAACCUGGGACAAAAGUUUAAAAACACUUCCUGAAAUGAAGCAUCUGCUAAGCAUCCACUUGAUGGGGGCUCUGAACCCAGGGCAUUGUGGUCAUCAGGCGCUAUUCAGCUAAGUGACCGUGUGUGCUGCUUUUCAACCUCACUUCUUGUCUAGGAGCCACCAACCUCAGCAUGGCCUGUGGCCAGGUGGCCUGCCAAGGGGACUGACCCCGAGGAGUUUGCAUCUCAGCUGGCCUGGCACGCAGGUUAGCUCUAUAUUCACUACACAUCGAAGAGCUGGUUCUGUAACCAUCAAAAUGGGAGGAAAUAAGUGCCAACAGCCCCCGUGGAGAACUGGCACACAGCCUGGUGCUGGCUCUGAGCCCAGGUUCAGAAACAGUAAUUUGGGGCAUCACUCUUCACCAAAAGAACCUCGUUACUGGGCCUGCUGGGCUUCCCAAGGGCCUUGUGCACCUCAUGCACCUCGAGUUUUUCAGGGAUCAGGUGAAAGUCUGGAUACUUCAUAGAACAGCUUUUAAUAAGUAAGCAUGUUCACCCCGUUCUCACCAGACUCCACCUCGGCUUGGGAGCAGCCAUGGUUGGGCCUGGGACCCCCUCUCCUCCUUUUCACAUUUUGCAAGUUCGUGAAGCUGGAAGACAGCUUUCCAAGGCAACAAUUCACAUGUCACUUUUUAGCAUCUGGAAAUGCUGGGACCCACAAACCCUCCACAGACUGGUGCUGCUUCAGUCCACAGCAGGGCCUCUGCUGGUGGCUCCCACCAACCUGAAUCUACUAGGUGCUUCCAUCGCAGAGGACCCUGCCCACCCCCAAACCUUGAGCCCCAGCUUGUCUUGGUUCUGGGUCAAGUUGGGUGAAACCUGCCCACCUUUACCACACGUGGUUGACACUUCUCAGUGGUCCCAAAGACGUGCCAUCGGUGGCAUCUUGUUGAAUUUUGCAAAUGAUACUGUAAUGACCUUUUAAGAUGAAAAGUAGCAAAAUAAAAUGAUUUAGUUUCCUGUU
Rhinolophus ferrumequinum (greater horseshoe bat) is the source of this 1935-nucleotide messenger RNA. It is a transcript of the gene PMM2, whose product is annotated as phosphomannomutase 2. The transcript is spliced from 8 exons. The record is from RefSeq and is a predicted model, not a curated record. NCBI's taxonomy places the organism in Eukaryota, Metazoa, Chordata, Mammalia, Chiroptera, Rhinolophidae. Gene Ontology annotation, molecular function: phosphomannomutase activity. Gene Ontology annotation, biological process: GDP-mannose biosynthetic process; mannose metabolic process; protein N-linked glycosylation. Gene Ontology annotation, cellular component: cytosol. Bases 87 to 827 code for a protein of 246 amino acids.